Molecule: messenger RNA, 894 nt
Organism: Cladocopium goreaui
Lineage: Eukaryota; Dinophyceae; Suessiales; Symbiodiniaceae
Source: the annotation of a GenBank genome assembly
AUGGCUGGAGUGCGACAAGGGGCGCUAAGCCUGGUGGUCUUCAUUGCCUUCUAUGGCUGGUGCACUGCCUUCACAACGCUGGCUGGGACUGACGGCUCAAGGUGGGCAUCGAUUUUGAGACCAGAGGCGUCCCAACUGGAGCUUGUGGCGCGCCAGGGCUUUGCGUGGCAUGCGAGAGAUCCCAAUGGGGUGAAGCAUAUUGAGACCCGCAACCAAGCCAGAGUGGCAUCCUACUUGAAGAGCACCCUGGAAGAGAUCUUCAACGCUUGCGAGGUGACGUUGGAUCGUCUGGGAGAUGAAGAUAUGCAAAAUCGGAUCCGCAUCGAUGACAUCAUCAUGAGCAAAGGUUGCCGGGCAGCCUACAUCCACGUAGCAGCUUCUGGCGACAAGCUGGAACAGCGUCAAGCCUUUGUAUGGCUGGCGCGGAACAAGGGCCGUUUGAAGACGGCUUUAGCCAAGCGAUGGGCUAGGCGGAGAGGCAUCCCACAAGUCUACUUUAUCGAGUCCAAGUGGGACGAGUGGGAUACCAAGUUCAGAAAAGCUCGCGAAUAUCCCGAACUCAAUGAACCUGAUCCAUACCAGUUUUUCCCAAACUGGACGCCAAAAUUCAUGGAGAAGUCCCCAGCCUUGAGAAAGCUGGCGAAGGAUGAUCGAUUGGAGAAGAUCCGCGACUCCAUGGGUCUCGGAGAUGAAUACCUGCGGCAGCACGGCCGAAGCACCUUGCGGCUGCUGGGCAACAAGGUGCCACUUCCCAGGGGAAGUUCCACGUUGAAAAAGCUGCUGCUCCAACGGAGGGAUAAAUUCAUCCUGGAUGUCUACGGCUCGGUGGAGAUCAAUCACUCGAGGCGCUGGCGCUGGCGCUCCCAGGGUGUUGUGACCAAGCGCCGUAAAUGA